This is a messenger RNA of Phytophthora sojae, 1704 nucleotides long. RefSeq lists its product as hypothetical. The transcript has 4 exons. The record is from RefSeq and is a predicted model, not a curated record. Lineage: Eukaryota; Oomycota; Peronosporomycetes; Peronosporales; Peronosporaceae. Bases 1 to 1704 code for a protein of 567 amino acids.
AUGAUGGUGCUUCACGCAUUGUGUGGAGCUUUCCUGUUGGCCUGUGCGAAGCUGUACUGGAUCAUGGAGAACAAGUACCUCGACUACUUUGCUACACUUCUGGCACCAGCUCGUGACCGCCACUUCCGCGUCGUAGGGACUGCGCUUGGAGUUCUCGGAGCAGCUCAUGGUCUCGUAUUCCUGAAUCACCUCGGAGCUUCUGUGUAUGCUGGAAGACUGACCGUCCGACCGGUGAAUUUCGGCUCGGACGCUUACGGUCGCGUGUUUGCAGCUCGCAAGACAGUGGAAAUAGCCACCCAGAUCCCGAACGCGUAUUUGUACAGCACCCUGAUAGCGCGGCCGUGGAUUAACCACGUCAAGGUGGCGCUUCUGGUGACGAAUUGCUGGUCUGCGUUCAUUAUCCACAGGAUGCUGAUAAAAUCUGAAUCAGUAGAUAAACGAGUUGCUCCGUCGAUCUCGUCGACUUCUCAUCAGUCGGUGCGCUUCUUGGCUGUGGUUGUAGACACUUUUCUCUCGGUUGCGACGGGUAUUCUCCUACCAGGAGCGAUUAUUAUCCCUUAUAUGUUGGUCUUCGACUUCAAGAACCUCGACUUCCCGGAUUCACUUCUGUAUGGAGACACAUCCUUCGCCAACCUGAUCCUGGAGAAUCGCGCGUUCUUCGCUAUCUCGUGGGGGAACGCAGUGAUGAAGGGGGUGCCCCACCUCAGUGCAUUCCUGUGUUUGAUGGCGUUAGCGUCCAUGCUCGAUUCCAGGCUGGUGCGCUUUGUGCAUCGUGUAGUAGCUCCAUCCAUUUUCCUGGUUACUGGGAUCACCAUGCUUACUCUCCAUCUUGUGGCGCAGUUCGCCCCCAUUACCGGUGAAAUGGAGGUCAUAAGGAGCUUCUGCCUCCAGCGCAUGCAUCCGUGGCUCGCUCCCAAUGUCAGUUGUGCCGUGAUCAAGUACAACUGCUAUCGUGAGGGGGUUGCUAGCCCUCCGGUUACAGCUCUGGAUUUAUUAGAGCGUGAAUCCGUGCGCAGCCUCAUGUUCUUGCACUGCUCGGAGCUCAUAAUCCCUCCAAUUAUCCAGGAAUUCUCCUCUCUAAUGGGUAUCGAGCUCUGGAACACGACACUUGUGCGGUGGGGGGAGGAAGCAGCUCUGUCAGCGCAAUUUCAUCCUAGAAUGAUCUAUAUGAUCUUUUCGUUUGUCAACAUGACCAGCCUACCCGUUGGAAUUCUAAGACCGCCACUUCCAGAACAGUUGAUAGACUUGGAGUUCAUUCACACGAACCUCACGACGCUACCCGAUGAAGUUGGAGAGGCUUGGAUUAACGUUCAGCUCGUGUACAUGGAACACUCGCAACUGAACCAAUUUCCAACUGUGCUGAUGACGCUCCCUGUUUUGGCCGAGCUCUCCUUGAUCGACAACCGGUUCGAGACGAUGCCUGAUGAUGUUCUACUCACUGCAGCCUCCACCUAUUUCUACGACCUGGCCUUCUCUAAAACCCCAUUGCGAAAGUUACCAGAAGCUAGAAGUGAAGACUUUUACAUUUCCUACUUGGCACUGGAGUACUCACAAGUGACCGAGAUUCCUGCCUGGAUAGAGACCAACGUCUGGGAAUCUGUGGCUGUUGUUCUUUGUGGAGAAAAUGACGACACGUGGGACCCGCUGGGUGAAGAACGCUACCCAACGCAGUAUAUUGAGCCGUCAAGAUCGUUGGAUUCGUAA